AUGAACCUCUCGGUGCCAGGGCUGUUGCCAGCAGGGCACCCUGACGACUGCGUGCCCGACGACCCGGUGCAGUUCGUGCUGGUGCCCGCCGUCUACUGCCUGGUGCUGUGUGUGGGGCUGCCAGGCAACCUGGUGGCCCUGCUGGUCUUCCUGCAGAACGGCAAGGUGAAGAAGGCCAUCCGCAUCUACCUCAUCAACCUCACGCUGGCCGACAUCCUCUUCAACCUCACCCUGCCCCUCUGGAUCUCCUACUACCUGGCUGGGGGGGACUGGCUGCUCUCCGAGGCCGCUUGCCGCCUGGCAGGGGCUGCCUACUACCUGGCGACCUACAGCGCCGUCACCUUCAUGGCACUCAUCAGCUUCAACCGGUUCUGCGCGGUGCGGGCGGCACGGCGCCGGCUGCCGCUGACGGGGCGCCGGGGAGCCGCGCUGGCCUGUGCCGUGGCCUGGCUGCUGGGGCUGGGCUGUGCCGUGCCCACCCUGGCUGCCCAACAGACCUUUCCUGCCCGCGCCGGUGCCACCGCCUGCUUUGAGCAGCACGGGCGCCAGCGGCUCUACGCCUACGCCAUGGUGGCCUUCUUUGGCGCUGCCUUCCUGGUGGUGCUGGGCACCUACGCCUCCAUUGCCAGGGCUCUGUCUGUGCCCACCGCUGCCUCGCCAGGCUCCCACCGGCAGCAGGCGCGCGCCAUGGUGCUGGGCAUGUUGCUGGUCUUUGUGGUCUGUGUGGCGCCCUACCACCUCACGCUGGCCCCCUGGGUGGGCAGCCAGCCUCCUGUGCCACCCUGCGGACCCCCUGCCACCCUGGACGUGCUGCACGCACUGAGCGUGGCCCUGCUGAGCCUCAACAGCUGCCUCGACCCUCUUGUCUACUGCUUCUCCAUCCGGCGCUUCCGCGCCGACUUGGCACGGACCCUGCGCAAGCUCGGCCGCUGCCUCCCGCUGCCCCCGCCGGCCCCCGCCGUGCCCGGUGCCCGCACCUCCUCCUUCGCCUCCUCAUAG
Molecule: messenger RNA, 999 nt
Organism: Dryobates pubescens (Downy woodpecker)
Lineage: Eukaryota; Metazoa; Chordata; Aves; Piciformes; Picidae
Product: platelet-activating factor receptor-like
Exons: 1
Coding region: 1-999 (332 amino acids)
Biological process (GO): positive regulation of Rho protein signal transduction; phospholipase C-activating G protein-coupled receptor signaling pathway; chemotaxis
Cellular component (GO): membrane
Molecular function (GO): platelet activating factor receptor activity
Source: RefSeq, a predicted model, not a curated record